AUGGACAUGCGAGGGAAACUAAGCGAAUGUCGCUCCAUAUCCCACGACACCCUGCGGAGUGGCUCGCCACGGGUGGCGCAUUUUGAUGGCGAAGUUCCUCCCGCACUCUCCCCCCUCGACGCAUUCGCCGCUCAGAGUCGAUUUCUUGCCCGGCAACUCGAUGAGUCUCGACGAGGAAACCGCCGCAUGAGUCGGCUGCCGCCGUCGAGUGUGGCACGAUCACUUUCGCAAGGCCGCCCGGGCUUCUACCGUUCCAAAUCAUCGACUGAAUCCCGCACAGAACUGACCCGGCAACCCACGCAGAAGGGACUGCCGGAGUUCGAAGACCCCAAGUACCGCCCUAUCUCCGAACAUCCUCGGUUGAGCUCAAUUUCCCAUGCCAGCACUGAGGCUAGCUAUUACGAGGAUAAUGACAAUGCGACACCUCGGACAACGAUGUAUAACACUGGCCCGGAGACCUAUGGGAUGCCGCGCGCCGAGUCACCAGAGGAGGUUGCGUCACACGCAAGUGGAGCGGAGGAUGCGCCUGCUGGUGUGGCGGUUGCUAAGCCACAAGGUUCAUCGAUCGACUCAGCUUCGCGACUGGACGUCCCACGCACCUUGGCACCACCAGUGUCACCGCGGUCGCGCCCAUCCAGUAGUGCCAAGGUGACACACCCUGAGAGUUCUGAUGAUGAUUACAGCAGCUCCAAUGGUGGGUCGACCUUCUCCCAACCUCGAAAGCUGUCCUCUGGAAGUGCUGCGUCAUUGCCAUAUUCCCCCAUGUCGACAUUCCCUGCACGACCCCACCCUCGAUCACCAUCCUUGAGUUCGGAGACAUCAGGAACGGGGACUAACCACCUCCCCCGCCCUUCUUUCAAUUUCUCUCGACCUCUGAGUCGGUCCAGUACGAGCUUGUCUGCUCCUGGAGCCUCCACGCCUACAGAACCGAUCCUUGCUUCUGGGUCGAAUCAUAUGCACCGUCGCAGCAGGCCUACUCCGCUACAACUUUCGACCGAAGAUGUUGAUGCAAUGGCGGCCAUGGAUGGUGAUCCGUCGUCCGCCGUCUCGUCUUAUGUGUACGCCAAGUACGCGCUUCCGCGCGGACGCUUCAUGUCACGGGAUUCCGUUGUCUUUGCGGGCUUGCAAACACCUCAUUUCGAGUGGGAGGAGCCCCUAUUCGAGAAAACUCCUCCCCGGCACCCAGAGGAGCGGCCGCGGAUGACACGAACACCAUCCCCUACUCCCCACCGCCAAUUUGAGCACUCACCGAAGCCUCACUCGAUGUACGAAGUUCCAGCUUGCAAGCCUGAAAUCCCGACCCCGAUGCCGAUAUUCCAACCUCAAUCUCCACCUCAAUCCCCACCUCAGCCUCAGCCUCAGCCUCAACCUCAACCUCAACCUCAAACCCCCAAGUCUCGACGAACCCCACAACCACCGCCUGUGUCCGACUCGCCGGUGGAGCCUGCAUCACGGCCCUCUGUUGAGAACACCAGCCAGACGAUCAACGACAAGGAUGAAACUGCCUCUUCUGCGGAUUCGGCCAGCACCAUGCGGCCCCAAACCGCUGCCGCUCAGGUGACGGCUUCCGGCCUCACGGCUGAUGACCAUGUCGCUAAGGGCAUUGAAUGCCACGAGCGAGGAUCCCUGAGUGAAUCGACGUAUCAUCUGCGGGUUGCCGCGAAACAGGACCACCCAACGGGAAUGCUGCUCUAUGCGCUUGCCUGCCGACACGGCUGGGGCAUGCGAUCCAAUGAGAAGGAAGGCGUGCGAUGGUUACGCAAAGCUGUGGAUUCCGUCGGAUUGGAAAUGUUGGCUGAUCCGGAUGCUCCCGGUGCGUCGAAGGCGAAGGAAUUGCAAAAGGCAUACCGGGCUCAAUUUGCUCUGAGCAUUUAUGAACUGGGCGUCAGCUACUUGAAUGGCUGGGGUAUCGAGCAGGACAAGUCUCUUGCGCUGCGCUGCUUUGAGAUCGCCGGUCAGUGGGGGGACGUUGACGCCAUGGCCGAAGCUGGAUUCUGCUACGCGGAGGGUGUUGGCUGUAAAAAGGAUAUGAAGAAGGCGGCACGCUUUUAUCGCCAGGCUGAGGCCAAGGGUAUGAGUAUGGUUGGAAAUAGCUGGAUCUACAAGGACAAAUACAACGAGGUCGAGUCCACGUCCACAUCCACUGGACGCUCCCGUGGCCGAAAUGCCAGCGGAGAGAAGGACAAGAAGCCGCGCAGCAAGUCCCGCACUCGCAGUAUCUUCCAACGCAAGAAGUCCAAUGUGUCGGAGGCAUAG
Molecule: messenger RNA, 2256 nt
Organism: Penicillium verrucosum
Lineage: Eukaryota; Fungi; Ascomycota; Eurotiomycetes; Eurotiales; Aspergillaceae
Product: tetratricopeptide repeat protein
Exons: 2
Coding region: 1-2256 (751 amino acids)
Molecular function (GO): protein binding
Source: RefSeq, a predicted model, not a curated record